AUUUAAUUAGGCCAACAAGAUGGCGACUGCAAUGUAUUUGGAACAUUAUUUGGACAGCCUGGAAUCUCUGCCAGGUGAACUUCAGAGGAAUUUUAGUUUAAUGAGAGAUUUAGAUCAAAAGGCACAAGAUUUGAUGAAAGAAAUUGAUGAUAAGGCAGAAGGGUAUUUGUCAACAGUAAGAAAUAUGUCUCCAGAAAAAAGGUCAGACUUUCUCAGUGCAAUACAAAAACUGUUCAGCAAAAGUCGAGAGUUUGGAGAUGACAAAGUACAGUUAGCAAUGCAGACAUACGAAAUGGUUGAUAAACAUAUACGAAAGCUUGAUGCAGACCUUGCGAGAUUUGAGGCAGAUUUACGAGACAAAACCUUGAACAAACCCAGUCAGGAGGAGAAAACAGAGGCCGGAAAAAAAUCAAAUAUAAAAGAGAAGGAUAAGAAGAAGAGAAAGUCUAUGAAAGAUGAGUUUGAGGAUGAAAUACCAAAGAAGAAAAAGAAAAAAGGACAAGGGCAAACAAAUGAGCCGGCACCUCCACCAAUGAUAUCUCCGCUGUUGUCGUUGACGAUGAACAAUCCGUCAGAUGUGUUAGAUAUGCCAGUAGAUCCAAACGAACCGACGUAUUGUCUCUGUCACCAAGUAUCAUACGGUGAAAUGAUUGGCUGUGAUAAUCUAGAUUGUCCUAUUGAAUGGUUCCAUUUUGGAUGUGUGGGGUUGACAGCAAAGCCUAAAGGAAAAUGGUACUGUCCAAGAUGUACUGAAGAAAGAAAGAAAAAGUGAUGAAACUAUUUAUUGUGAUUUUAAAGUUUGGAGACAGUAUAAAGCUGUGCGAGCUGUCAGAGGUUAAAAAUUUGUUCAUUUCCAGCUCUCGAGUUGAUUCAUCCACACAUUAAGAGCAUAUGCAGAUUUGAAUGUUCCAGGGGUGAAAAUUGCAUGCAGUAUAUAUUGUGCAAUGUUGGCAACAAAUAUUUUUUGAUACUUUUUUAUUUUUGUUCCAAAUGACAAAUAGUCUUGAAAAUUAAGCAUUGCUAAGAAGUGAAGCCACGUUUUGGCAAAUCCCACAGAAAGUAAAAAUACAGACUACUAGUACUUGAACUGUGAAACAAUUCAUCCAAGGUUUUCAGAUUUUUUUUUUACUUAAAAAUGUUUACACCUGUGUAAACAAUUUGGAUAAAAAAGGUAUUUGUCUUGCCAGGGUAGUGUCUUUCACUCAGAAAAAGGGUUGAAUUAAUGUACAAUAUGUAGUCAUUUGAAUUUCAAGAGACUGAUUUGGAAUAAAGUCAGUUCAUUUGAAAUUACAUUAUAAAUGGUUCAUCUUUUUAGAAAAAAAGGAGAAAAAAUAAUUGUUGAUGCAAGUGCUUAUAUAAUUGUAAAGCAAAAGAGUGUGCAUUGAAAAUUUUUAUAUUUGACAAUACAAAAUGUACCUAUAUUUUCAUUCUGAAGCAAAUGAUUUGUAAUCUCAGUGAGGUUGGGGGAGGGGGGUGUUGAGGAGGGGAGGGGAGUUUUUAGUAAGUGCUGUGGUGAAGAUGUAUAAAGCUUCAUGUUUUAAAGUAUUUUAACCCUUACCAUGCUGUACACGAUUGAUUCUGCCUUUGCGACCAGUGUAGACCAAGAUCAGCCUGCACAUCCGUGCAGUGUUCUGGUCUGCACUGUUCGCUAUUCAGUCAGUAAGUUUUCAGUAAACAUCCCUUCAAAUGAUAAAUGGUACUGCCCAAAUUGGAAGAUGGACUAUUCCUUUAUAGAAAUACAGCAGGGUAAGGGGAUUCAUCAAAGGCAUAAUAUUUGUGAAAGGGCUUUAAUCAAGCCAAAUAGUUUGCAAGUUGUUUGUGAAAGUAGGUAUGUCUGUUUAAUCAAAUUUGAUUGUUACAGUGUUUAACUGAUUGUCUAAAAUACUGGAUUUUUGUUUACCAUGAAUACCCGCAUUAAAAUUAAGAGUGUGAUAGGCUAGAUUUUAUCCCUGUAUUCCAUACUAUGUAUGUAUUGAUAUACUUGUCUGAAUGGCAAAGGUCUUGGAAAAGUAAAUUUUACAUUUUCUUGUCAACAUGGUGGUAGGUCUUAAAAUUCCUGGUGAAAUCUAGUUUUCUUCAAACAUUGCAUGAAAUAAAGUUAAUACUAAAAAAGAAAUUGUCAAAAACCAUAUGAGGUUGCUGUCUAAAUCUACAAAUAUUACAGGUGAUACUGAUGGUAUCCAUCUAACUUAAAUGUUUUAUAUAUGGUAUUAUGAAGACUGCAAACAUGGACAAACAGAGGGUGUAUCUUUAAAACAAAUGACUAUUUUAAAACCAAAACAAAUGACCAUUUUUAAACCAAUCAGAAAUGCACAAAUCAAAUUUAACCUUUGCCUACAAAAUUGCAACUUGGGCAACUUUUAAUUAAAGCUGGAAUGAGGGAAACAAACUAAAAUUGAAGUUUCUAUAUCGGUUUUUUGUCCAUUAAUUUCAAGAACAUAAUUGGUCUUCUCCUUUAGGUUUUUGUUGGUGAAACAUUUUAAAUGGGGACCAUCAUUCAAUAUGUUCUUUCUUUGCAGAAUUAAUGUGUUUGCCAAAAAUGUUGUUGAUGUUUAGGAAAGUGCAUGUUGUACGAGUGUAAGUCGCUUAGAAUUUAAGAUUAUGUAAAAAAGAUGUACUUUAUACUGCUAUAUUUAAGGUUUAUAGACACCCAUUUAUAUAUAUGCAUGCAGUGUGAGUAUUUCCUAAAAAUUUUGGAAGAAGAAAAAGUCUGGAUGAAAUACACAUAAUUUAGUUUUUUUUUUAAAUUUUACUAAGAGGGGUAGAGGCUGGAGUUUGUUAUUAGGGGAGGAGGAGAAAUUAUGUUGGAAAAGGGGAAUAAAAUUCCCAAUAAUAAGUAUGUUUUAGUGGAAAACUGCAUUUGAAUGAAAUUUUCUGAAGGGAACAGCCCCUACUAUUGAAAAACAAAAAACAAAUCUAUUUGGUCAAAGAAUGGGUUUUUUUUUUUAAAAACAAAGUGCCAGAUUCCAUCAGAAUAUUCAAAUAUGUGUACAUCCACUUUUAAACUUUUUCUGUUAUAAUUUGUGAUGCUUUAUUCAGCUAUGCCAUAAAUUGUUGAGAGCAUGUUAAAGCUGGCUUUAAAUGUUAUAUAAGGGCAAUAUCUUAUUCUUGUUCACUUGUUAAAUUUCAAACUAGUUCAGUUCACUUUAACCAUCAGGUCAGGGGGAAAAGGUUUGUAAAAAAAAUCUGGAUAUAUAGUUUAACUAGUCUAAAUAUCAAACGAGCAACCAGAGAUUUUCAAAGUUUUGACUCACUUAAUUGGUUUAUUUUGUCAAAUUAUUUCACCUAUUAAGUGAAUCCAUAAUGUAGACCAAGAAAGGUUUCUAAAACAGUAAAGUGCUAGACUUUAAAAUGUUGGAGUACAUGUACUUCAGUUUUCAACCAUGAACUACUUUUAAAGGCGUACACUAGAAUUUGGGGCAAAAUUUAUGAUGGAAAUUAUCCCAAUAAUAGAAUUUCUUCAAACUUUGGAUAUUGAAGGACAAUCAUCUAAGAAACAAAAAUAUGCAAUAAAAAUCAUAGGUAACAGGUAUUGAAAGAGUUAUCUGCCCUUGAAAACAUAAUUUUCCCCAACCUUUGACUAUAGUCAUCUCUGAAAAUAUAAAAAUUAUCGAGGUAUAACAGAAUUGAAGCCUUUUCACCUUGACCUAGCUGCAAGGUUAUAAAACCAAGGUUAGAGACAAGACACAGAGUGUAACCUUGCCGUUUGUCAGGUUCAGUUUUGAGCUCAUAAACAACCAUUUAUUUCUGGUAUUUUGAAAGUGGUCUCCAAACUUGGUAUUUUAACCUUGAACCCAUGUUUUGCUUGUUGAUUUUUUUUCCCACAGUUGUUAUUGUUGAAAUAUUUGAUCUGACAUUUUUUGCCAUUUCUUCAUGCCAAUCGUGUAGAGAAUCCAUUCAUUCAGUAUUUCAUACUUUCGAAAAUCAUGAGCAAAAUUUUGUUUUGUUAAUUUCAUUGUUCAUUCUUCUUAAUUAUGUAAUGAUUGAACAUUUGUCUUCUGUUUCACAUUAGACAUAUUGUUAUUGAUAUUAAUAGGUCCAAGAAAUCUCAUUUUGUUCUCAUUUAAGUGACAAGUUCAUGAAAAGUUUUUUCAAAUUUGGCUUUAACUUUUACCAUGCUGGACACGAUUGAUUCUGCCUUUGCGACCAGUGUAGACCAACAUCAGCCUGCACAUCCAUGCAGUCUGAUCAUGAUCUGCACUGUUUGCCAUUCAGUCAGUAUCUUUUUGGCAAGCACCCAUUUUAACAGUUAAUGGUACUGUCCAAAUUGAAAGAUGGACAAGUUCAUUAUAGAAAUUUAGCAGGGAAAGGGUGCAACAGGAUUCCAGCAGUACAGCAUGCUUGAUAAGAAAGAGAUAUAUUUGAAAUGAAGAACAGUUCCAAACUCCAACUCUUGAAUUACUAAAACUUGCGAAAAUUGAUGGUGUCUGCUGUCCUAACUUCUUGGUCAUAAUGUUCAUGGGCAUAAAAUCUUGUGGUCACUCUUGAGUUAUUGCAGAUGAUUUACUUGAAAUUGUGAAAAUUGGCAGUGUCUGCUUAAUAAUGUGUGACCAUAAAACUUGGCCAGAAUUUUAAGAAUGUUUUUGAGCAUACUAUCUCGGCCAAGCUUGAUAACCACUGGAUAGUUUUAUUGCUCUAGAGUUACGGUCCUUGAAUUAGUUGAAAUUGAGAAAACUGACAACUGGUCUGCUCAAUACUUAGAGUAUUUUAGAAAUCAAAAGUAAUUUGCUGUGAUAGGCAUAUGAUAUGACAGCUUGCCUCUCUUGUUUAUAUUUUAGUGUAAUUGACAAAGACAUCUUGAUGCACAAGAUGUCCACAUUUGUCCAUUAGUAAAUAAUUGAUCAAACAAGAGCAACUAGACACUUUUCCUCAAUUAUGUAAAUUUUGAAUUUUUAUCAUUGAAUGUUGGAUAUGGAAAACUCAUUUUAGACAAGUAACUUCUACCAAGGCCUUUGUAUAAUCUCAUAUUUUUUUGCUUGCUGAAAAGUAUUAAGGUACAAUUUUAUUUUGUACUUCCGGUUGUAUUUCUGCUCCUUCAAUAUAUUUGUUUCAUGAAAGCCAGUCAGUCAUCAUCCAAGUAUUUGUGUUUGUUGCUAUAGUCACACAAUGUGACACAUUGGUUUUCCUUGUUCACCGUUAUUUUUGUCAUUGAAUAAAUCAUCUAGUUUUCAUAA
Messenger RNA from Mercenaria mercenaria, 5174 nucleotides. RefSeq names its product inhibitor of growth protein 5-like. Gene Ontology annotation, biological process: regulation of DNA-templated transcription. Bases 20 to 772 code for a protein of 250 amino acids. NCBI's taxonomy places the organism in Eukaryota, Metazoa, Mollusca, Bivalvia, Venerida, Veneridae. The record is from RefSeq and is a predicted model, not a curated record. Gene Ontology annotation, cellular component: nucleus. The transcript is spliced from 7 exons.